This is a messenger RNA of Rhopalosiphum padi (bird cherry-oat aphid), 715 nucleotides long. RefSeq lists its product as uncharacterized. The transcript has 4 exons. The record is from RefSeq and is a predicted model, not a curated record. Lineage: Eukaryota; Metazoa; Arthropoda; Insecta; Hemiptera; Aphididae. Bases 16 to 603 code for a protein of 195 amino acids.
UUAAAGUAAAAAACCAUGAAGUAUAUUCUUAUAAUUUUAACAGAAUUUUUGAUUUUAGUCGAUUCUGGAGUAAGAGAUUUCAAGUUUCGACCAAAUUUACCUCUAGGAGAUUAUCGAAUACAUUUUAUAGCUAUUAUACAAUGUAAUUCCAAUUCCACAAUUCAGCAUAAUUUUUUUUUGUAUAAGACAUCUAGAAAUACAACUGACUUAAGAGGAAAUAUAACAUCUUUAAGGGCGUUUGAUGAUUCUUUAAUAAUAAAUCUUAAAAUGGACAUAAAAGACAAAAUCGGUAACUGGCAAAGUAAUGCGUAUACAUAUAAAUCACCUCAGGCAUAUACAUGUAUUAAAAACUUUCUUGGAGGCGAGUUCCCAAAAUUUCUAAAUAAAUAUGGAAUCAAUGCAUCAAUAUAUAAUAUUAUACCACCGGGAAUAUAUACCACCAAAGGCUAUGACGUUUCAAACUAUCCAGAAAAUACAAAUUUUCCAAAACAGAUUUUUUAUGGAACUUACAAAUUUAAUAUUAUUUAUACGGAAAAAAAUGGUGAUAGAUGCGGAUGUUUCACAUUUGUUAUUGAAGUAAAACGUCCGUGGGAAAUUGAAUAAAUUUCUCAAUUCACGUGUGAUAUUUGUAAUAUGUUAAAAAUAUACAUUUUAGAUAUUAUUUAGGAUUUUUUUUAAAAAAAAAAACGUAGAAAGCUAUAAUUAUUAUAUUAAA